Suillus paluster is the source of this 364-nucleotide messenger RNA. RefSeq lists its product as uncharacterized. Bases 26 to 346 code for a protein of 106 amino acids. Gene Ontology annotation, cellular component: membrane. Gene Ontology annotation, molecular function: transmembrane transporter activity. NCBI's taxonomy places the organism in Eukaryota, Fungi, Basidiomycota, Agaricomycetes, Boletales, Suillaceae. The record is from RefSeq and is a predicted model, not a curated record. The transcript has 8 exons.
GCCAACAAUCAUAAUUAUAUUCAUCAUGAACUACAUCGAUCGUGUCGCGAUAACAUCUGCUAGACUGAAGGGUCUAGAGACAGACCUUGGAUUGACUGACAUCCAGUACAACACAGUCGUUGCAAUCUUAUAUGCCUCUUAUUGUCCAGCACAGAUCCCGUCCAACAUGCUUCUCAAUUAUGUAACCAGACUGUCCUUCUACAUUGGUACUUGUGUAGUGCUAUGGGGACUAACAAGUGCUCUGACUGGGGUGACGCACAACUUCACCAGCAUCAUCGCCUGUCAGAUAUUCAUUGGUCUACCAGAGGUGGCUUUUUAUCCGGGUGCCAUGUAUCUACUUUCUUGAUGGUACACUCGAAAGGUA